Molecule: messenger RNA, 1156 nt
Organism: Erpetoichthys calabaricus (reedfish)
Lineage: Eukaryota; Metazoa; Chordata; Cladistia; Polypteriformes; Polypteridae
Product: CD48 antigen-like
Exons: 5
Coding region: 131-928 (265 amino acids)
Source: RefSeq, a predicted model, not a curated record
GGCAUGUGUGACUCCAAAAUCUAUACAAUAAUUCAAUCUAAAUAAAAAUAAAGUAGUUUCUCUGAAGAAAUUGUGCUUCAAGACAUUUGAAUCUCAGGGAUAACAGAAAGCUGAGCUUAUCAAGAAUAAAAUGUCUUGGAUAAUUCACCUGGAAAAUGUCAUCCAAGGAUUGUGCUUCUGCUUAAUGCUCUCGGUUUUUCACCUGCCUGUAAUAAAAUCCUCUAAUAUUUUACUUGGGACUGAAGGAAAGCCCAUCACCUUGUCUUCAAGUACAACUAAUAUCACGGAUAUUGAAAGUAUAACAUGGAAAAGAGAUGGAAACACAAUUGUAAUGUCUACCCAGAAGGCUCCAGCUCCAGAUUGGAGAGAGAGAGUACAGCUAAAUAGUAAUGACUGGUCUUUAACAAUCCACAAACUACGACUAGAGGACAGUGGAGAAUACAAGCAGGUGAUUACAACUUCAAGAAACCAGCUUCCUGUUUACUGUGUCACACUUCAGGUAUAUGAAAAAAUUAAAGAAAUUGUGAUCAACAUAAACAGAAGUGAAGCAAGUGGUAACAACACUUGCAAUAUUAUUCUGCUCUGCAACUCCAACACCCACAAUCAGGUCAGUUACAGCUGGAUCAAACCAGAAUCAUUUAAAGGUGACACCUCCAGGAGCCAAGAUGGAAAACUCGACUUGUCACUUAGCCGUGAAGAUAAAGACAUUGUCUUCACUUGCCAGGCUAGUAAUCCUGUGGAUAACAUCAACAAAAGUGUACAACCUUGGAAGGAAUGUCAGCAUCAGAAUAAAAGAGUGUCUUAUUUACUGCUCAAUAUAAUUAGAAUUUUUGUUGGAAUUAUGCUUCUUGUUUUGUUGGCCAUUAUUGUGAAUGACUGUUUCUGGAAGAGACUGGUGUCAUCUCACAAAGCUGAUUCUUCAAUUUAAGAAUGGGCAUGAAUCUCUUUAAGAUUUAAAAAUAAACUUAAUCUUGGUUUAUGAUAUGAAAUGGAAGAACCUCUUGAGUCAGCAUUAAAGUCCAAAAAGUAAAAGAAAGCCCAGCCUGACAAAACAAGGUCUUUGUUGGCCAGCUGAGUCCCUAUCAUGGAUUCUUUCCUCAUUUCUGUGUUGGGAAUGCCUUCUUUACUUUGACUGUGUUAUUUUUGUCUUUCAUUU